This is a messenger RNA of Hypanus sabinus (Atlantic stingray), 2537 nucleotides long. RefSeq names its product doublecortin-like kinase 2a (gene dclk2a). The record is from RefSeq and is a predicted model, not a curated record. Gene Ontology annotation, biological process: protein phosphorylation; intracellular signal transduction. Gene Ontology annotation, molecular function: ATP binding; protein kinase activity. Lineage: Eukaryota; Metazoa; Chordata; Chondrichthyes; Myliobatiformes; Dasyatidae. Bases 1 to 2340 code for a protein of 779 amino acids. The transcript has 19 exons.
AUGUCACAUGAUCGGAAUAUUGAGUUGGAGCACUUUGAGGAGAGAAGCCGGGGUCACCGAUCAUCUCGGCGUGGAAGUGGCGGUGGAGGAGGUGGAGGUGGCAGCGGCGGAGGAGGGGCGAACUCGCGUGGAAAUGGUUUACCAAGCCCUGCUCACAGUGCUCACUGCAGCUUAUACAGGACCCGCACUCUGCAAGCACUCAGCCAGGAGAAAAAAGCCAAAAAAGUCCGCUUUUACAGGAAUGGAGACCGCUAUUUUAAGGGGCUUGUGUAUGCUGUCUCUCAGGACAGGUUUAGGUCCUUGGAUGCUUUGCUGGUGGAACUGACUAAGUCUCUCUCAGAUAAUGUCAACCUGCCCCAAGGAGUCAGAUCCAUCUAUAGUAUUGAUGGAAACAAGAAGAUCACCAGCCUGGAUGAAUUGCUGGAAGGUGAAAGCUAUGUCUGUGCAUCCAAUGAGCCAUUCCGUAAAGUUGACUACUCCAAAAAUGUCAAUCCAAAUUGGUCUGUUAACAUCAAGACUGGAACGUCUCGCUCUCUGUCUUCACUAACAACAAGAGGUGAAGGAAAAGAGACCAAGGAUUUUAUCAGGCCUAAACUGGUGACGGUUAUCCGCAGUGGUGUAAAACCUCGCAAAGCAGUAAGGAUACUUCUAAACAAGAAGACAGCACAUUCAUUUGACCAAGUUUUAAAUGACAUCACAGAUGCUAUAAAGUUAGACUCUGGUGCAGUCAGAAGGCUCUACACACUUGAUGGAAAGCAGAUCAUUUGCCUGCAGGAUUUUUUUGGAGACGAUGAUGUCUUUGUUGCAUGUGGUCCAGAAAAGUACCGAUACGCCCAGGAUGACUUUUUGCUGGAUAGUAGUGAGUGUCGUGUGAUGAAAUCGUCCUACUCACGUUCUGGUAGUACUUCACGACAUUCCGGAUCAAAAAGUCCUGGGUUGUCUCGUCGAAGCAGAUCUCCUGCAUCAGUUAAAAGAGGAGGUUACCACACUGCAUAUUCUCCAGUCAAAUCCCCAGUGAAUGGAACACCAAGCAGUCAGCUGUCAACACCCAAAUCCACUAAAUCAUCUAGCUCUUCACCGACCAGUCCUGGCAGCUUAAGAGCUCACAAGCUACCACUCUCUAAGACAAGAUGCCCUUCAUCUCCUUUAUUCAAUCAUCAAAUAGGACCAUCCACCAAUGUAAAUGGAGUACCUCAACAAACCAAUGGCACCAGUCCAGAUGGUCUGAAUGGAAAUAGAUACUUACCAGUUUCAACUAUACUUGACAAAUAUAAAGUUGGGAAGGUGAUUGGAGAUGGGAACUUUGCAGUUGUUAAAGAAUGUGUAGAGCGGUCAAGUGGCAAGGAAUUUGCACUGAAAAUAAUUGAUAAGGCCAAAUGCAGUGGUAAGGAGCACUUAAUUGAAAAUGAGGUUGCAGUGCUGCGGAAGGUUAAACAUCCCAAUAUCAUCAUGUUGAUUGAAGAGAUGGAUACUCCAACAGAACUCUACUUGGUAAUGGAGUUAGUCAAGGGUGGAGACCUGUUUGAUGCAAUCACAUCAUCAACUAAGUACACAGAGCGAGAUGCCAGUGCGAUGAUGUACAACCUGGCUUCUGCUCUCAAAUAUCUCCACAGUCUCAACAUUGUACACAGAGACAUCAAGCCAGAAAACUUGCUGGUGUGUGAAUAUGCAGAUGGAACCAAGUCCUUGAAAUUGGGUGACUUUGGUCUGGCAACUGUGGUAGAUGGACCCCUGUACACAGUUUGUGGUACACCAACGUAUGUUGCUCCAGAGAUCAUUGCAGAGAGUGGGUAUGGCUUGAAGGUUGACAUAUGGGCAGCAGGUGUCAUAACAUACAUCCUCCUGUGUGGCUUCCCCCCAUUCCGCAGUGAGAACAAUGUGCAGGAGGACCUGUUUGACCAGAUUCUUGUUGGCCGCCUGGAGUUUCCAUCCCCUUACUGGGACAAUAUCACAGGCUCUGCUAAAGAAUUGAUUAGUCGAAUGCUGCAAGUGAAUAUUGAGUCACGCUACACAGCUGAGAAAGUUCUGACCCAUCCCUGGGUGGCUGAUGAUAUGGCACAAGAGCAAGACAUGCAGAUAGCAGUAACUGGCAAAUUGAAAAAGCACUUUAAUCCAGCAACAAAGCAGAGCAAUACUACUGCAGGCGUCAGUGUAAUUAUGUACACAGCUCUCGAUAAAGAAAGUCAGAUAUUCAGUGGUAAGCCCCAGCGAGAUAUUGAAGGAGUUGGUAUGGUGCAAACAUCUCAACCCUCUCCGGCUGAAGAUCCCUCCGUGUCCGAAUCCAUGACCUUAACCCCUUAUUCAACUGAGCCAGUUGUGGCCCCUGCACCUCCUGUCUGAGCAUGCUCUGCAGGCCUGGUACAGAUGCACUCAACAAGAUAAAUGUAUUGUGCUUUCUAGAAGCAUGGUAUCUAAAAAAACCUCUUUAAAGCAACCACGUUUUAAAGAGAGCCACAUUGAGUUAGUUUUAAACAAACUUGCUUGUAAAGUGUUGGUUUUGUGUCAAGAUGCUUUCUGCUACUCUCCUGUAACCUGUG